Molecule: messenger RNA, 1069 nt
Organism: Sitophilus oryzae (rice weevil)
Lineage: Eukaryota; Metazoa; Arthropoda; Insecta; Coleoptera; Curculionidae
Gene: Polr3F
Product: probable DNA-directed RNA polymerase III subunit RPC6
Exons: 3
Coding region: 101-1012 (303 amino acids)
Biological process (GO): transcription by RNA polymerase III
Cellular component (GO): RNA polymerase III complex
Source: RefSeq, a predicted model, not a curated record
GAUGACAGAUUAACCUUUUAAAAUCUUGUUGUUUUAAAGUUAUUUUUGUUUUAUUUUAUGUGUUUUGAAUACGCUUUCAUAAAAUAUUUUUCUCUUGAAAAUGGACGAACAAACCUCGUCACAAAACGAAGAUAAUAACGAGACUCAACUUAUAGAACUAGCAAAAACAAAACCAGAAGGUAUUUCAAAUAGCGACAUUAAGGAACAUAUGCCCAGUUUACCCAUGCUCGAACUAACAACCAUUAUAAAUAAAUUACUUAAGAAUGGAACUCUAGAAUUAUUUAAAACAAAAGAUAAUAACCUUUUAUAUAAGUUUAAAGACCCUUCUAAAAGAGGAAACGUUAAGGGAGCAGAUAACGAAGAAAAGAUCGUAUAUAAAAUUGUGGAAGAAGCUGGAAACAAAGGAAUAUGGAUAAGAGAUAUUAGAUUCAAGUCAAAUUUAAACAUGACACAACUGAAUAAAGUUGUAAAAAGCUUGGAAACAAAAAAACUGAUCAAAGCUGUUAAAUCUGUUUCUGCCAGUAAAAAAAAGGUUUAUAUGCUUUUCGAAUUGGAGCCUGACAAUUCAGUCACUGGAGGUGCUUGGUAUCAAGACCAGGACUUUGAGAGUGAAUUUGUGGAUGUUUUAAACCAACAAUGCCAUAGAUUCUUAGUUGAAAGACUUGAAGAAGCUACUAAGCAAGGAGGGGGUCCAUUGCUAGUCCGUAAUCGUUCCUACGCGUCUGCCACAGAUGUUCACAAGUUUAUUUCUGACUUAGGAAUUAGUAAAGUGUCUCUCAGUAUUGCUGACAUUGAGAGCAUACUUUAUACUGUAGUUUUGGACAACAAUGCCGAACGAAUCACCAAUACAAAUGGUAUAUUCCUAUAUAAAGCCACAAAUAAAUUUCUAACAGUUCCAGGGCUGGCCAAAACCACCUGUGGUGUAUGCCUCAUAAUUGAUAGGUGUGCCAAUACAGGUUUAGUGAAUCCUAGAGCUUGUCCAUAUUUAACUGAAUGGUUGGAAACUAGCUAGUUUAUAUUUUGUAUUAUCAGUAAAAUGUAUUUGUUUUAAAUAAAAAUAUAAAAAUUU